Cinara cedri is the source of this 447-nucleotide messenger RNA. The record is from the annotation of a GenBank genome assembly. NCBI's taxonomy places the organism in Eukaryota, Metazoa, Arthropoda, Insecta, Hemiptera, Aphididae.
AUGGAUAACUUUCCCAAAAGUAAUAGACGAAAAGCCGUUAUCGAAGAAUGGCUGAAAAAAGAAAAUAUUGAAUAUUCACCACAAGAACGGCUGUCUGAAUUGCGUGAGCGUGUAAAAAAACUUGUUCCGAUGUAUAAACGGUACGAGUUGGACGAAAUAGCACUGCAAAUGGGCCAUGGAGUUAUAAGGUUACCUCCAUACCAUUAUCAAUAUAACCCUAUUGAAUUAAUUUGGGCAAAGGUUAAAGCGGAAGUAGCCAAAAAAAACAACACCUUUAUGAUGGCAGAUGUUGAAAUGUUGGCGCACAUGGUUAUAGAUGCAGUUACACAGAAUGAUUGGGAGAAGUGUGUUGUACAUGCGGAAAAAAUUCAAGAAGAUAAUCAAAAAGAUUAUUAUUUUGGUUCAGUGGUAGAUUAUUACUAUUUGGAGGGUUAUUAUUAUUAUUGA